Myripristis murdjan (pinecone soldierfish) is the source of this 833-nucleotide messenger RNA. Its product is annotated as DELTA-sagatoxin-Srs1a-like. Gene Ontology annotation, molecular function: channel activity. Gene Ontology annotation, biological process: monoatomic cation transport; cytolysis in another organism; pore complex assembly. Gene Ontology annotation, cellular component: pore complex. Lineage: Eukaryota; Metazoa; Chordata; Actinopteri; Holocentriformes; Holocentridae. The record is from RefSeq and is a predicted model, not a curated record. The transcript has 3 exons. Bases 148 to 678 code for a protein of 176 amino acids.
GACAGAAGUGAGGUGUGACUGUGUUUCUGAGGGGGGGUGUGACUUUGCUUUUGUCUCCAUACCAAACCUGGAGCUGUUGUCAGAGUUCUCUCUGCUAUCCUGUGCGUGUGACUUUAAGGAAAGUAACCAUCUGCACCAGCCGUCAGCAUGCCUGAGACUGCAGAGCACCAUGCUGCUUCUCUCACCACCAACCGCAACUGCACCAUAGAGAUCACCAAUGUCACCUCCGGCUAUUGUCUUGUCAACCCAAAAGUGUACAUGAACAGUGGCUUCUGCUACAGCCCUCCUCAGCCCACUGUGCGCACCAACAUGAGCGAGGUGUGCUCUUUCACCAAGGACGACAACACAGCAUCAGGGGCUGUGGGUGUCGUCACCUACGAGCUGUUUGACAUGCUCAAGCGCCACUGCAAUGAGGUGAUUGCUGUCAUGUUCUCAGUGCCCUUCGACUAUAACUUCUACAAGAACUGGCUGGGGGUGGGCAUCUUUGAACACACACGGGCCUGCGAUGAGAAGCUUUACUCACACAUGUACAAUGAUAAGGAUUUCACCAAUUUUGUGCGCCAUGAGGCCGACGGCUCAGGUGUGACGUAUGUUGGCAGGAUGGUUGAUGUGAGAGCCACCAUGUCCAAUGAGGGCAGGGCUAUCAUAAAGCUGGAGCUUUUUGACAAGCUGGACUGAUGAGACUGAUUGCAGUGCUGUAAGAAUGAGAUGUGUAUCAUUCAUUGAAGGUUAUCAUUGCAAGUUGGAACAGAAUUUGAAAAAAUAAAUCUGUAAACCUAAACACAGUUUGUCUGUUGGGUGCUCUAAAUGAAUAAAAUAAACAGUAUCAUCAA